Molecule: messenger RNA, 4163 nt
Organism: Myripristis murdjan (pinecone soldierfish)
Lineage: Eukaryota; Metazoa; Chordata; Actinopteri; Holocentriformes; Holocentridae
Product: septin-7-like
Exons: 14
Coding region: 255-1556 (433 amino acids)
Cellular component (GO): septin complex
Molecular function (GO): GTP binding
Source: RefSeq, a predicted model, not a curated record
CGACGGGAGUAGCAUUUUCCCCUCCGCCGCCUGUGGCUGCAGUGUGUCUCCGCGGCCUGCUUUACCGCUCGGACUGAUUCAUUCAUUUUUCAGACGCGCUCUGCCUCCGUGUGUGUGUGUGUGUGCGUGUGUGUGUGUGUGCGCGCGUGGUUGGACAGAGGCUGUGUGGUUCUAACGCUUCGUCGCUCUCCUCCUCGCUGGUGUGUAUGCCGCGGUGUGUCCGUCUGAAGGCUGGGUGGUGACAACACACUACAAUGAUCGAGCGACCAGAGACUGCGGUUCCGAGCAUCGCUCAGAGGAACCUGGAGGGCUACGUGGGCUUCGCUAACCUGCCCAAUCAGGUGUACAGGAAGUCUGUGAAGAGGGGCUUCGAGUUCACUCUCAUGGUUGUUGGUGAGUCCGGUCUGGGCAAAUCCACGCUCAUCAACUCACUCUUCCUGACCGACCUGUACUCCAAGGAUUACCCCGGACCCUCGCAGCGCAUCAAGAAGACCGUGCAGGUGGAGCAAUCCAAGGUGCUGGUAAAGGAAGGGGGCGUCCAGCUUACACUCACCAUCGUCGAUACACCAGGGUUCGGAGAUGCAGUGGAUAACAGCAACUGUUGGCAGCCGGUCAUCAACUACAUCGACAGUAAAUGCGAGGACUUCCUAAACGCCGAGUCGAGGGUGAACCGCAGACUGAUGCCAGACAACAGAGUUCACUGCUGCCUUUAUUUCAUCGCGCCCUCCGGACACGGUCUAAAGCCGCUGGACAUUGAGUUCAUGAAGAGACUCCAUGACAAAGUCAACGUUAUCCCCCUUAUUGCCAAGGCUGACACACUGACCCCCGAGGAAUGCCAGCUCUUCAAAAAACAGAUAAUGAAGGAGAUUCAGGAGCACAAAAUUAAAAUUUAUGAGUUCCCAGAUACGGAGGAUGAUGAGGACAGCAAGCUCAUCCGUAAGAUCAAGGAGAGGAUGCCGCUGGCAGUGGUUGGCAGCAACGUGGUGAUUGAGGUGAACGGCAGGAAGGUCAGAGGUCGGCAGUACCCGUGGGGCGUGGCAGAGGAGGGCAUUUUUGUUGAGAACGGCGAGCAUUGUGAUUUUACCGUGCUACGAAACAUGCUCAUAAGGACCCACAUGCAGGACCUGAAGGACGUGACUAAUAACGUCCACUAUGAGAAUUACCGCAGUAAGAAACUGGCUGCCGUCACUUGCAAUGGAGUGGACACUUCAAAGACCAAGGGACAGCUCACCAAGAGUCCCCUGGCCCAGAUGGAGGAGGAGCGGAGGGAGCACGUGAUGAAGAUGAAGAAGAUGGAGACAGAAAUGGAACAAGUGUUUGAAAUGAAGGUCAAGGAGAAGAAGCAGAAACUGAAGGACUCGGAGGCUGAGCUGGAGCGACGCCACGAGCAGAUGAAGCGCAACCUGGAGGCUCAGUACAAAGAGCUGGAGGAGAAGCGGCGAGUGUUUGAGGAGGAGAAGGCCAACUGGGAGGCCCAGCAGCGGAUCUUGGAGCAGCAGAAGCUGGACGCGUCCAAGACAAUGGAGAAGAACAAGAAGAAAGGAAAAAUCUUCUGAGGAGGUGCGACCCGCUCCUUCCUUCCGUUCCCGACAGACAAAAACUCGUUUUUCCUUCAUGCCCUCUGACCUUCACAUCAUGUGACUCUCUAAACCCACACACACGGCGCAGAUAUGACACUCGGCACAUUCCAUCACCACAUUCCAGAUGUGACUUUACUGACACGCAGCACAUGUGGCGCGGCGCUCUCACCAUGCUCAUAUACACAGAACAUGUUACACACACACACACACUCUCUCUCUCUCUCCCUCUCUCUCUCUCUGUGUGUGUCUCCAUCCGUCAAAGCCACUUGGAUUUUCCCGGUGAACGUGUGUGUUUGUGACAUGAUCCUCCUGUUUGCUGACCUUCCAGCAGUGGGCGGAGUCAGACAGGCACACACAGGCUGCAGGACAGGUGGGGUGGUGUUAGGAGUGUGUUAGGUGAGGGGACAGUGUAUGUAGGUAGGGAUGGGAAUCAAGAACCGGAAUCGCAUGCCUCCUUUUAUCGAUGUCGGCAUCAAGUCCAAGCACCUGAGAGGGGAGAUACGCAGACCUGCCCUCCAUAUUUCCCCUUUUCCCAGUGGGCCGGAGGUCGUCAGCAGGAUUUCAGACACCGGGAGAAGGUGGAAUACAGAGGCUGACAGAAAACUGAUCCGGAAUCAAUAAUCAGUGAAUUGAUAAAGAUAAGCAGAAUCCAGUGUGGAUACCCAAACCCCAUCCCAUCAGGCAGGGUUUGGACCAAAAUUUAGACAAGAAUUUAGAACUGAUGCCGGGGGAUCGGUCACGUGGGCUUUACUUUAGUGAAACUCCAGUGUAAAAUAAAUAAAAAUGAUGGACCUGCUGGCUUUUUCGGGCAAGUUCCUGUACAGAGCUGGAGUUUACAGUCGGGGUCGGUUCUGUGCUCUUCAGGCAAAAAUACGCAGCCUAAUCUGCUCUCCAGACACUGGCAUCAAUAAAAUCUUGUAAAUUCCCAUCCUGAUAUGUGGGUGAAGGUACUCGAGUAAGGCGGGAAUUCUCGCACAAAAAAGUGUGUGUGUGUGUGUGGUGAGGAGUGACGACGGUUACAAGCCAGGUGGAAAUUGGUCAGAGAUGAAUUAGUCAGGACGGAGGUGUGUGUGUGUGUGUGUGUGUGUGUGUGUGUGUGUGUGUGUGUGUGUGUGUUGUGUUUACUGCAUGGUGAGGGCCACAACACAUUUUAACCAACAGAGUGCGGACGUGUUGUCCCGUCCUCACAACUACAGCUGCAGAUUUUGGCUCAUCGGUCAGAGGUCAGAGGUUAGAGGUACAGUUUGAACAACAAAUGUGUGUGUGUGUGUGUGUGUGAGAGAGAGAGAGGUCAUAGAUAACGCAUUCAGAACCAUCACACUGAUUUGUACUAACCAGAGGACCGAGAUAAGAGAGAAACUGCAAUACAGAAACCACAACGUUGUCUGUCUGUCUGUCUGUCCCCUGUCUGUCUGUCCCCGCAGCAAACUGCUGUUUUCCUGUCGGGACGGGUGACCAUGUUAUGCAAAAGCUGCAUGGAUGUCUAUAACUGUGGUUGCAGUGAUUUACCAAGAUUUUUUAUAUUUAGAGAGAGAAAGCCUCAGAGGAAUGCACCGAGAUUCUUAUUCUUAUUUCUUUUUUUGGGGGGGGGGUCGCUCUGUCCCAUUGAUUGAUUUAAAGUGAUGAAAACAUCGGCGCCGACAUCAUCCUCAUCCCAAAACCUGGAGUAUUCCUCUGAGCUUUCCCUCUCCCUGAAAACCCUCUCUUCCUUCCUUUUUUUCCGGAGAGACUGUACAGAGAAUGCCGCCGGCUCCGCCUCAGCUUGCUCUCCCAAUAUUCUUCUACAGAUCCUUCCUCCCUUUGUUUGUGUUUGCUUUUGUUUUUGUAAAGGAUAGAUGGGAUGUGUUCUGACCCAGGUCUGCACCGGUGGCAAGCUUCCCUCUCAGUCAGGUUUUAUUUACAUAUGAUGUGAUGAUGAUGAUGAUGAUGAUGAUCAUAAUAGUGUAUGUACAGUUGAAGGACUACCACUUCUUAAACUUCAAGUCGUUUCCCUCGUCCUGAGUGGCUCCUUGGUGAAUCUGUUAUUUUAGUCUAGAGUUAGUUUUCUGAACUUCAAGAUGCAUCUAAACCAGGAAGUGGAAGGGACAAAGAAAAGCUCCCAGAAGCUGCAGGCUGAUCGACGGCCAGUUCCUCGACUUAUUCCGUGUUUUGUUUACAUCAUAUUUGAGCAGAGCUUCAGCUUUUACAUCCCGUCAGUGGAUGCACACAAAUCUCUUUGCCAGUACACGGCUGCUCUCUUACGCUAGAUUUUUUUCCUGAGAAAAGUAAUUCUGCAAUCCAGCUAGUUAAGAGAUAAGAAAUAUGUUUAAAAAAUAAAUAAAUAAAUUGGUGGGAAAAAAAAAAAGUUGAGUAAAAGAUGUGUAUAACUGAACUUUUCCUGAAAAUGUUUUUGAACCCCCCUCCCUGGCAGUAGUAACUCCUGGUUAAGCUAGACCUGAAUUUAGUAGAAUUUUUUUUUAAUCAUUAUUAUUAUUAUUUUCUUUUUUUUUAUAUAUGUACACUGUUUUCUGCUUCUUGUUUUAUCAUCUGUUCUCUCUCUAACUGUACAUGAUUAAUAUUAAAGAUGAGAAGGAUAUGCUUAAA